CCUGGCAUGGUUCCUGUGAUUUCGGGUGAGUUAUUGGGGGUUGGUCGUCAUUCUAAAGGCCGGAACUGCCGGCUGCCAGCUCCGGUCACCGGCCGACGUACAUUAUAUUAUCGAAUUUUUCACAAUCGAUCGUUUCAGGAGUUGGAAAAUCCCAUCGCUUGAUGUGAAAUGGCCAUUCCAGAUGAAGACGACGAGUUCUUGGCUCAAUUUCUCGAAUCGGAGGUUCUCUCGGAGGUCUCCGACAAGGAGGAGGGGAACGUGCAGGAGGAACCAAAGCCUAAGAGAGCUCGAAUCGAACAGAUUAGCCCUAACGAACAAAGAGAGGUAGUUUCUGUUACUAGUUCCUCCUCUCAAUCCAAGGGCGUUGUUCCUGGGAGGAUUGAGAGUGGAAUUUUCAGUAAAAUUCCUCCGGAGCUCUUCCGCCAUAUCCUCAAGUUUCUCUCAUCAGAGGAUCUGAUUUCUUGUUCAUUGGUUUGUCGAUUUUUAAAUUCUGCCGCGUCUGAUGAAUCAUUGUGGCGCAGAUUAUAUUGUCUGCGUUGGGGUAUGUUGCCCAGGACCAAGAAGUUGCGCCAAUGUCCUUGGAAAAAACUUUAUAUUCAGCGUGACGAAGAAGAUAUGACUCAACUGGUUCGAGAUUGCUCUUCUGAGUUUAAAGAGUACUACAUCCAAAUGCAAGCAGCAAAGAGAAGUCAAGCUCCUCUCCCUUCUCAGGUGCAGGAUGACCAAAUAAUUCUUGAUAGGACCAUGGCUGAUCAAGUAUCUACAUGGAAGAGCAGCAGGGGCUUGACUGACAAGAUAGUCCUAGAUCACACUUGUUCUGGAGAAACAUGUACAUAUUACCAAAUUGGAGAUGCAUUUGUAUGUGAAAAGACUGGACUUGUUCAUGUAUGUGACGAUACUUGCAGAGAAGUCAUUAUGGAUCCCAAUGAUGAACAACUUGUCUGCACAAUAUCUGGACACUGCUUUGAUACUCUACUUUUGCCAGAUGCUAUGGAACCAGAUACUGAACAGCAACAAGCCGGUGGAACUGAUGAGGCGGAACCAUUCAUGGGUUCAGGCCGUUUUGCUCGAGCUUACUUGUUGGGGUACAACUGUGCUGACGAAGCGGAGCUAGAAGCUACUUUGAGGUUUUGCUGAUUUGGAACAGCAACAAGUUGGUUUGAUUCAACACCUUCACUGCCUCACCUGUGUGUGUUGGCUUACAUUAGUGAAUUCCAUUUCGUGUAGAAGUUUGUUAAACUAGGUUAACAUAUAAAUAUAUAUGUUAUAUAUUUCUUUUAUUUUAACUACUUUCUUACAUUCAACUGCGGGUAUGCCUCUCUCUCCCUCUCUCUCUCAAGUGUGCAUAUAUAUUGAAGAAAUAUGUCAUCUUUUAUAUUACAAUUCACUAUGUGACCAAAA
Molecule: messenger RNA, 1401 nt
Organism: Cucumis sativus (cucumber)
Lineage: Eukaryota; Viridiplantae; Streptophyta; Magnoliopsida; Cucurbitales; Cucurbitaceae
Product: F-box protein SKIP31
Exons: 9
Coding region: 169-1137 (322 amino acids)
Molecular function (GO): protein binding
Source: RefSeq, a predicted model, not a curated record